Pogona vitticeps (central bearded dragon) is the source of this 814-nucleotide messenger RNA. RefSeq names its product thialysine N-epsilon-acetyltransferase. The record is from RefSeq and is a predicted model, not a curated record. NCBI's taxonomy places the organism in Eukaryota, Metazoa, Chordata, Lepidosauria, Squamata, Agamidae. Gene Ontology annotation, molecular function: N-acetyltransferase activity.
AUGUAGUCCCUCCUUCCAGCCGCGGAGGGAGUCAGCGGGCGGCCGUCCCUCCGGCCCCUGGACCCCGCCGGGAAGGACGCCGGACCCCGGAGGGCGAUGAUGUCCAGCCCGCCCGGCCGCCCCGCGGUCUCGAUCCGCCCCUGCCGCCCGGAGGAUUGCGCGCAGGUCAUGCGCCUGAUUCGGGAACUGGCAGAGUUUGAGAAAGUGCCUGAACAGGUGAAAAUCAGUGAUCAAGAACUUUGUCAAGAUGGUUUCUGUGAGGACCCCUUCUACAAGUGCUUGGUGGCCGAAAUCCCGCCGGAGGAUCGGGGCGAAGGCGGUCCCACCGUUGUGGGCUACGGCCUUUAUUUCUUCACCUACAGCACCUGGAAAGGUAGAAACAUCUACAUGGAAGAUCUUUACGUGAGGCCAGAAUUCCGAGGGCAGGGGAUUGGGAAGAAACUCAUGAGCAGGAUCGCGCAGAUGGGCGUGGAGAAGGGCUGCACCCAGAUGAAGUUCUCCGUCCUGGACUGGAACCGCCCCGCCGUCGACUUCUACCGCAGCAAAGGGGCCGUGGACCUGACAGCCGCCGAGGAUUGGCACGUCUUUCGCUUCGAAGAGGACGCCCUGCGGAGGCUGGCGCUGGAGGAGCCCGGGGAGUGAGCGAGCCCCCCCUGGGGUCCAGAGAGGUCAUGCCAGAGUCUAGACUAGCUGGCAGUGCAAUGUGAAAUUGAAAAGAGAAGGUUGCCUUUUUUGGGAGGCACUGCUCCUUGGAUGCUUUGUGGACUAAUGAUGAAGUUGAAAUUAUAUAAAUAAAUAAAUGCAAGCUAGCAUG